Molecule: messenger RNA, 1180 nt
Organism: Leptonychotes weddellii (Weddell seal)
Lineage: Eukaryota; Metazoa; Chordata; Mammalia; Carnivora; Phocidae
Source: RefSeq, a predicted model, not a curated record
CGGACAGUGUGCCGCCAUGGAGUUUGGGUCUCUAGAAGGCGGGUACCUGGAGCUUCUCAACAGCAGUGCCGAUCCCUUGCAGCUCUACCACCUCUAUGACCAGACGGACCUGGCUAGAGAAGAGAUUGAGCUCUGCUCAGAACCCGACAUGGACACCAUCAACUGCGAACAGUUCAGCAAACUGUUGUGUGACAUGGAAGGUGAUGAAGAGACCAGGGAGGCUUAUGCCAAUAUCGCGGAACUGGACCAGUACGUGUUUCAGGACUCCCAACUGGAUGGUCUGGGCACAGACAUUUUCAUCGAGCACAUAGGAUUGGAAGAAAUGAUCAGCGAGAGUGUCGAGGUGCUGGAGGAAGCAGGGCAGAAAAGUCAGAAAAGACCCUUCCCAGAGGAGCUGCCCGUGGACUUGAAGCACAGGAAGCUGGCUGAGCCCCUCGCUGUGCCCAUGGUGACUGGCACGUUCAUGGUCGGGUCAGUGAGUGACUCCGCAGCUCUGCCCUGCCUGUCACCACCUGCUGUGUUCAACAAGGAGCCAGCAUCCAGCCAGAUCUGGCUGGAGGAGACCGUCCUGAUGCCUGUGCCCCCUUCCAGUUCCUUGCUGAGCUGCCCGAGUCUUCCUGCUGGACGCAUCCAGAUCAUCCCUGGCCUCCCCUCUCUGCCCCAGGGGCUCUGGCAAAUCUCAGGGGCUGGGACGGGGGUGUCUGGUAUGGUCAUUUAUCAAGGCGAGAUGCCCCAGGCCAGCCAAGUGCUUCCUUCCAGUGGCCCAGCUGUGCAGAGCCUCCCGAAGUUCCCAGAUCGGCCCGGCUCCACCAGCCCCUUUGCCCCGUCUGCAGCUGACCUUCCUGGAAUGCCAGAACCAGCCUUGACCUCCCGUGCAAAUACGACAGGUAAGGACCCUCGGGGGCCGGUGAGAGUUACAGGAAGCAGGACGGAGGCCCUGGGGGGAGGAAUCGUCUCAAUCAGGUUCACAGACCAGGCCACCCACAGGGACAGGCAGGCUGCGUUUAAGGGUAAAACAAGGUAGGGUGGUCUCCAGGGAGUGGAAGGCAUAAGAGAACACGUGUUCCACCUAAACCGGACCACUGGCCUUCAGCUACUUGCCACCCAGCACGAAACCAGACCCAGCGUGGCCAGAUCUUCUGAUUUGUCAGCAGAAUCUACAAAUCUCAGUUUUUACAUA